CGGGCUACAGCCUCUCUGCACCAAUGGGAAGCGGCCGGGGUCAAAGUUGAAGGGUUACAUCCAAUAUGGCGGCUAACAAACGAGUGCUGUAUGUUGGUGGCCUGGCCGAGGAGGUGGACGAGAAGGUUUUACAUGCAGCUUUUAUCCCGUUUGGAGACAUCACAGACAUCCAGAUACCAUUAGACUAUGAAACGGAAAAGCACAGAGGAUUUGCCUUCAUUGAGUUUGAAAUGGGAGAGGAUGCUGCGGCGGCUAUUGAUAACAUGAAUGAGUCUGAGCUUUUUGGACGAACUAUCCGGGUCAACACCGCCAAGCCCAUGAGAAUCAAAGAAGGUUCUUCUCGACCAGUGUGGUCGGACGAUGACUGGCUGAAAAAGUUCUCAGGGAAGACCGCAGAAGAGGCUGAUGGGGAGGCAGCGGCUGGAGAAGCCACUAACACUGCAACACAGGAGGAUGAGCCUCCGGCUAAAAAGGGCAGAGUUAAUCCUCAGGUCUACAUGGACAUUAAGAUUGGAAAUAAGCCAGCCGGCAAACUACGCUUCCUCCUUCGGGCAGACAUCGUUCCCAUGACCGCAGAGAACUUCCGCUGCCUGUGCACGCAUGAGAAGGGCUUUGGCUUCAAGGGAAGCAGCUUUCAUCGCAUCAUCCCUCAGUUUAUGUGCCAAGGAGGUGACUUCACCAACCACAAUGGCACCGGCGGCAAGUCCAUCUACGGCCGGAAGUUUGAUGAUGAAAACUUUGUCCUCAAACACACGGCGCCAGGGCAGCUCUCGAUGGCCAACUCCGGGGCAAACACUAAUGGCUCUCAGUUCUUCAUCACCAAUGACAAAACAGACUGGCUUGAUGGAAAACACGUGGUGUUUGGAGAUCUUGUGGAGGGGAUGGAUGUGCUCCGUGCAAUGGAGGCUGAGGGAAAUAAGGAUGGAAAGCCGAAGCAGAAAGUCAUCAUCUCCGACUGUGGAGAAUUGGUGUGAACAAAAAAGAAAUGUGUGCUUGUCUGUAUGUAUCAGUGGUAUGUCUGAGAGCACAAGUGUGUUCAUGGUCUUUUGUACUUUAGGCACACAUCAUCUGCCAUGUAAAUAUUUCAAUAAACAUUGUUUUUUUAUAAAGAA
Cyclopterus lumpus (lumpfish) is the source of this 1112-nucleotide messenger RNA. It is a transcript of the gene ppie, whose product is annotated as peptidylprolyl isomerase E (cyclophilin E). The record is from RefSeq and is a predicted model, not a curated record. NCBI's taxonomy places the organism in Eukaryota, Metazoa, Chordata, Actinopteri, Perciformes, Cyclopteridae. Gene Ontology annotation, biological process: protein folding; protein peptidyl-prolyl isomerization. Gene Ontology annotation, cellular component: intracellular membrane-bounded organelle. The coding region runs from base 66 to 974 and encodes 302 amino acids. Gene Ontology annotation, molecular function: RNA binding; peptidyl-prolyl cis-trans isomerase activity. The transcript is spliced from 10 exons.